CACAAAUGAGUCGUAAACCACAUAAUAGAAAGAAAAGAAAAGAAAAACGAAGAGAAAGCAAGGAAGAAAACAAUGGCGGAUUGGGGCCCAGUUUUCGUGGCUGUGGUUCUCUUCCUCCUUCUAUCCCCCGGCCUUCUCUUCCAAAUCCCCGGCCACAACAGCUUCGUUCAGUUCGGCAACUUCCAAACCAGCGGCGCCUCCAUUUUCAUCCAUUCCCUCAUCUUCUUUGCCCUAAUUUCCCUCUUCACCUUCGUCAUUCAACUUCACAUCUACAUCUGAUCAUCCCAAAAUCAAACUCAGAUUCUUCCUCUAUUUCCAAUUUCCAGGUCAAUUGGUGAUUUAAAGAUGGUAUCAAGAGAAGGUUCGUUCAGGAAGUCUUGUGUUCAAAUCGAUACAUUAUUUGUUUUCCUUCUCAAUCUAGACAAUUGCAAAUAUAUAUUUUCUUUUUAAUCAAUCGAGACAAUUGUAUAGAUAACAAUAUUUUUAAAUAAUUGCAAAUAUAGCAAAGUUUGUAAUCUAUCGUCGAAAAAAUACAUCAAAUCCACGACUUGAUUUUGCCAAA
Messenger RNA from Cucumis sativus (cucumber), 562 nucleotides. RefSeq lists its product as uncharacterized. NCBI's taxonomy places the organism in Eukaryota, Viridiplantae, Streptophyta, Magnoliopsida, Cucurbitales, Cucurbitaceae. The record is from RefSeq and is a predicted model, not a curated record. Bases 73 to 279 code for a protein of 68 amino acids. The transcript has 2 exons.